GCAUCGUUCUGUCUCUUUACAGUAGUUGUUGCCGUUUACUGGGAUCCUGCUGACCCUCCCCUGUAGUGUUGGGAGAGAGUUUGCCUCUUUGUUGUCAACAGCUGCAUGAUUGGUGUCUGAGACAGGACGUACGUACGCAGCGUGAAGUCACCGCACACAAUGGACCGGGGUGGUCGUAGCGACGGACAUACCUCCGGCCAGCGACAGCCGCCACUGUACGUUACCAUCCAGACGAUUCUGGAUAAAUAUCCGGACGGCCAAAUAUUCAAGGAGAUAAUUCAGAACGCUGAUAAUGCUGGAGCAAGCACUGUGCACUUCUACCUGGACAGCCGUCAGCAUGGAUCACAGUUACUGAUUCACCCCAGUCUUGGCCAGUUCCAGGGACCGUCUCUACUCUCCUACAAUGACGCCAUGUUCCAGGAAAAAGACUGGCAGAGUAUUCAGGACAUGCAGCAGAGUGUAAAAGCGGGAGACCCUUUUAAAGUUGGAAAAUUUGGAAUUGGUUUCGACUCAGUCUAUCACAUAACAGACCUGCCCACCAUUGUCAGUGGGAACAGACUGGCCUACCUUGAUCCACAUGAGGAGAUCUGGCCUCGGCAGACUAGACAGUGGUAUGAUAUCAACAAGAAUGCACACUGUUCAGACACAUUUGCGCCUUUUGAAGGGCUGUGUGGUUUUUCGGUUAAAAACUGUAGGUACAAUGGUACUCUUUUUCGGUUUCCACUGCGCAAUGUAAGUCGAGCAAAGCGGGUGUCAUCUCAUACGUAUGACAUAAAUAAGCUUCGAAACCUUCUCGGUGCUCUUCAGGAAGAAGCUAAGUGCAUUUUGCUUUUUCUUAGAUCUGUUCACAGUGUGAAAGUCUUUGAAAUUGAGAGUACUGGCAAGCAUUCAAAAAUGUUGGAUAUCGGCAUAUCUGAAGUUUCGUCACUCAGCCAACUGAGUCAAAACGCAUUCAUGUUUUCAAGCUAACCUCAUGAGGCAUUUCGAGACACAGUCCUACGGUAUCAGGGAUAUGUUGAGGGAAGUGGUGCAUGUUCAGGUCGAUGUUAAUGAUUGGCAGACACGAAAAACAGGUUCCAGCAUGUGGCUGGUAGCAACACAAGUGGGAUCCCAGUCAGAAAAGGUAAGAAGACUAGCAAAAGAGUUGAAAGUGUUCCCAUGGGUUGGGGUGGCACUAGAAACAAGUGCAGAUAGCAGUGGAGGGCGUGUGUAUUGUGUUCUGCCAAUGCCUCUUGAGGUAACAUGUAACUUACCGGUACAUGUGAAUGGUACAUUCAGCCUCAAUGACGAACGGCGGGAACUAAAAUGGCAAACUAUUGAGCGACGAAACGAUCCAUCAGCUCAGUGGAACCAUUUGCUAGUCAGAGAGCUCCUGCCUCCCUGCUAUGCCAUGCUGCUUCUAGACCACGCUAAGAUUCUUUUAGAGCCUGAUCAUUCUGCCAAGCCUGGCCUGAUACCAGUAAGGUGACGGGAACACCCUGGCAAGAAAUACUCUCACCUCUCCUGAGAACCCUGUUUUCCAGUGAUGUCAUUCCUUUCUCAAAACCAGGGGGUCCAUACAUGGAUUAAGGUCAGCUCAGCUAUCUUUGUUCCCAGAGGAGUAACGCUACACG
This is a messenger RNA of Geodia barretti, 1613 nucleotides long. The record is from the annotation of a GenBank genome assembly. Lineage: Eukaryota; Metazoa; Porifera; Demospongiae; Tetractinellida; Geodiidae.